GACGCAUUACCAGGUGGAUAGAAUACAUUAAAACGAAAUCAUUUGAAUUUUCCUGGGUAGCGCAUCAUACAUGACAGACAUUAUACAUGCAGCAGCGUUUUAAACCAGUAGAUAUGUUAACAACACUUUCUUGCCGGAUUUUGUUAGCGGAUUUAUAGAUGAUAAUGCAUGGCCGCGCGGAGAUACGAAAUUUCUCUUCGAGUAUUUUUUAACACCAAUGAAAUAGAAAACCAUUUCACUUUCGCUGCGAAAGGCACGAUUUAUUAUGUAACCAUAGCAACGGUGAUCUUUUCACUUACUUGUUUUAUGUUUUGCUUGAAAGCUCUCCUGUUAUUUGAUAAGUGUUUAUAUAAUAAUGUUUAUUCUUUCUCGACAAAUGAUUGAAAAAACUAUUUCUCCAUGGAGACUGAAGUUAACAGCUCCAAAAUAAUGUUUUGUGUCCUAUCACAAUUGAUACCCAGCAGUCUUUUCCUCAAAAGCCUUUCGUAGUUAUAUUUGUUUAGUAGGCACGCCAUAUGAAGGAAACGGCCAACUUAAGUCGGCUUGUAUUUCGCAAAAUAUCAAUCAGUUCUAACGCAGUUCUACUCUCUGACACGAAGCACAAAUGGUAAUACCUUUGUUAGGAAAAAACGAAAGUCCUUUUUGAUUUCAUCUAUGCUGCCUAAAAUGCCUUCUUUUUGGUUCAAUGCCACAGUCCAUGCUUUGAACACAUCUGGAAAUUUCAGCAAUGCCACAUUUAGCCUGCACGACAAAGGAUGUGACACUUUAGACAACCCAUUCUCUGUAAAAAUCGGAUUAAUUCUGGUCUUCUCCACAAUUAUGUUGUCAAGUUUGGUUGGAAACGCUUUUAUAAUCGUUAUUGUAUACCAGCGAAAAGACUUGAGAAAGACGACAAACUACUUUAUUGUCAACAUGGCCGUUUCUGACUUCGUAUGUCCAUUAUCAGUGAUUCCCUUCAGGUUGGUAAAGAUAGCUUCCAGUUCUACGCGAUGGCCUUUUGGUGGUACAACAGGAUUUUUCUGCAAGGCGAUAAAAUUCUUGGCCUCUACUUCAUAUGCUGUUUCUACAGGGAGCCUCGUCUGUAUCGCUGUAGAUAGGUUUGUAGCGGUGGUCUUUCCAAUGAAAGCUCAUCUGGUCUCGUCAAGAUUUCGCACCAUAGUUAUUGCUGCCAUUUGGAUCUUGGCAGGGAUGACAAAUGCUUUCCUUCUGUAUGCGUAUGAAUUGGUGGAACUGAGAAAUGGGGAAACUGCGUGCACGUAUUUGAACAAUCUUAUUUUUUCAUUUCAGAUAUAUAAAAAUGUGCGUAUCGGUCUUUUUAUCAUUGGACCACUCAUUGCUAUAACAAUUUUAUAUUGUGUUAUAGCGGUGACUCUUCGAAAACAAGACAGAUCCCUUCGUGGUGCAUCAGUGCACCAGAAAGAUCAGAGGAAACAGCAAGCAAUUACGAUGACUGUCUGCGUGAUUGCUGCAUUUUACAUCUGUAUUUUUCCAUCUGCUUUACUUAACGCCUUAAACGGAAAUCAAAUAUCUUGCUCUGUUUUUAAAAUACUAAGGUUCAUUUCUGACGCUAUGCUUUACUUAUCGUCGACUAUGAAUCCAAUCAUUUGUUUGACAUUUGUUCAAAACUUUCGUCAAGGCUUGAAAGAAAUAUUUAUGUGUUGGAGGAAAUGUUUCACUACAAGAAGUAACCUGGAAACGAACCAAUCAGAAGAAAUAGCUCUUCGUGAUAUGAGAAUUGGGGAGAAUCUCUCAUUUAACGAGAACUAACUAAUAAAUGUUUAAAGAUGGUGUGAAAAAAUAAUUGCUAUAUUCACAGGCGUCCCAAAUUCACGAUUCCAGGAAUCGAUCAAAUAUUAAUGAUUUAUAUAGGCGUAUCGAGUGGGACGCCGGACCACCUAAAGUGCGUGGUGCUGUGUUACACUUUGGGCCGUAGAGAAUUUGAGCGCUCUAAAAGGGAUUGUCCUGAGUUUAAAAUAACGAAGGAUAAAAAUGCGCAAGGAAACAAAAUGUUACCUUCGUUUAAAUGAAAUAAAGAAAAUAAACUCAUCUUUAAUUGCCUGGCUUCUGAUUGAAGCUAAGCUUUAUAUCUUUUAGCACGUUUGAGAAGAAAAAGUGUAUCGUUAUUUGGAUUAAUCAACUGAAAAAGUUGCAUUUCUGUCCCACAAACAGGACUUAUUCAGUUACCAAGCCAUCUACCUUCCUUUAAAUUGUUGGGUAUUUUUUUCAAAACCUUCAGUCUAGCCUAAACAUGAGAAAACGCAAAGAUAAUUUGAGCAAGGGUCACUAUUGUAGAAAUCAAAUUUCUGCCGCCAGCAGUUACGUUUUUGUCUUAACUUGAUCUGAACUUAAAAAACACAUGUUUGUUUAAAUCUAAAUAGUUAAACGAGUGUUCUUUUAAAAUAGCAUAAACCAAAAAUGAAUUUCGGUAUAUGAUGAUUAUUCAAGAUAACUGACUGUUAAAUAUUCGUACCAAAUCUCCAUUAACGCAAAGUUAUGGAAACAUAUUAUUCCCGUAUGCCCUCUUAAUAGAACUGCCACAAAAUAAUUCAGAUUCAAGAUGUCCUGAUAGCAUUCGAACACAAUCAAGUCAAAUUAUAUUGAGUAUUCUGUUACAGCAAUAGAAUUGUUAUCCAGUAGACAUCCUUCGGUUGCUGAUUUACUCAUUAUACAGCGGGCUGUACAUGUUGCAGAAUGGUUUCCUGUUCUUCAACGGAGAUCAUUCGAGAGCUGCGUAAAUUAGAUAAACG
Molecule: messenger RNA, 2747 nt
Organism: Orbicella faveolata
Lineage: Eukaryota; Metazoa; Cnidaria; Anthozoa; Scleractinia; Merulinidae
Product: RYamide receptor-like
Biological process (GO): G protein-coupled receptor signaling pathway
Cellular component (GO): membrane
Molecular function (GO): G protein-coupled receptor activity
Source: RefSeq, a predicted model, not a curated record